This is a messenger RNA of Atta colombica, 6080 nucleotides long. RefSeq lists its product as uncharacterized. The record is from RefSeq and is a predicted model, not a curated record. Bases 1 to 5334 code for a protein of 1777 amino acids. Lineage: Eukaryota; Metazoa; Arthropoda; Insecta; Hymenoptera; Formicidae. The transcript is spliced from 28 exons.
AUGUCGACAGCGAACGACGGUUCGGCGGUACGGUUCGGCCGAUGGUGGUGGUGCUGGCGGAGAAGAAGGCGGAGUACUACGACCCGCGGCCCUACGAUGCCGACAACGAUGUAUCACCCGAGGACAAUCAUCCUUCUGAGCGUAUUGGCGUUAAUCUUGGUCCUCCUUGGUCACGUUGACGCCGCCGCAAGGACAAAAGCCGAGGAGUCGACCUCGUCCCGCGGCUCGACCGGCAGGCAGAAGGAGGCCGAGCCGGUGAUCGAGGAAGUCACUGCCAAGCAACUCGAACGGCUCCUUAACGAGAAGGACUUUGUUGCCGUGUAUUGGUAUGCCCGAAGUUGCACCACAUGCGACAAAGUCCUGGCCGAACUGGAGAAAAUCGACGACGAUACAGACCACUUUGGAGUCGACUUUGUCAAAAUCAACGAUAAACGACUGGCGAAGCAAUAUGGUAUCAAAAACUUUCCGGCUCUUACAUAUUUCCGCGAAAAAGAACCAAUCAUAUACGAUGGUGACUUGAUGGACGAAGAGAAUGUAUUGGAUUUUCUUACGAGUUUGGAAGCUAUGGAUCUACCAGAUCGUAUCGAAGAAGUUAAUGCAAAAAUUUUGUCAAAGAUUGUUGAGGAAACGGAUUUUGUGGCAGUUCUCUUCUGUCCAAAUACGGAGCGGUGUGCAGGCAUCGGUUCUAACAAACCAGACUGCAAAAAGUGUCUCAAGGCCCUGCAAGAAUUGGAGAACAUCGAUGACGAAGCCGAUCAAUUGGGCAUUGGCUUCGUAAAAAUUGCGGACGAGGAGCUGGCAGAUGAGUAUAAUCUCGGUUCUCUCCCAGUUCUUGUGUAUUACAGACAUCAAAUUCCAAUUAUUUAUGAACAUGAGUUGAGUAGAGAAGAAGACGUGCUGGAAUGGCUGGUAGCGAACAAGAGUACGGGAGAUGAAGAGGAUGUUAUCGAAGAUGUUACCGCCAAAACGUUGAACACACUAAUUGGAAACAUUGACAAUUUAGUCGUUCUGUUCUAUGAUCACGGUGAUGAAGACUCUAUGCAGGUCCUAAAUGAGCUAGAAAAGAUCGACGACGAUUGUGAUAAGCACGGUAUUCAAUUCGUGAAGAUCGACGAUGAAAAGGCAGCGGAAGAAUUCGGAAUCGAUGAUUUACCGGCGAUCGUCUAUUUCGAGAAGCAGAUUCCGAAUGUUUACGACGGAGAUAUAGAAGAUGAGGACGAAAUUUUGGAAUGGCUGUUGUCGCAACUCGAAAAGGAUGAGAUAGAAGACGUCACCGAUGAGAUGUUGGAUCGUCUCAUCAAAGAUGGGAAGACGAUAGCUGUAUUGUUUUAUGACAAUAACGAUCGGAAGUCUCAAAAAGUUCUCAAUGAAUUGGAGAACAUUGAUGAUGAAUGCGAUCAGCUUGGCGUAACGUUUGUGAAGAUCGAUAAUGCGGAGGAGGCUAAGGAAUAUGGCAUUCAAAAAAUACCUACGAUGCUCUACUUUGAGAAGGGCAUUCCGAUGAUGUAUGAAGGCAAUCUCGAAGAUGAGGAGAAAGUGCUCAAAUGGUUAGAGCAGCAGCAAAAGGCUGACCAGAUUGAGGAUGUCACCGACGAAAUGCUUGAUAUGGUUGUAGACAAGAUGCCGCACGUAGCCGUUCUCUUUUAUGACAAAGAUCAGAAGAAAAGCCAAAAGGUGUUAAGUGAAUUAGAGAACAUCGAUGACGACUGUGAUCAACACAACAUAGCCUUCGUGAAAAUCAGUGACUUGGAUGAAGCAAAAGAAUAUGGCAUAGACACACUUCCCACUUUGGUGCUUUUUGAACGAAAGAUACCACACAUUUACGAUGGCGAUCUCAUGAACGAAGAUCAGAUACUGGGUUGGCUGUUGCAUCAGAAAAAACACGCCGAGAUCCCGGAAGUAACGGACGAAAUGGUCGAAAAGCUCGUAGAGACUUCGCCGUACAUAGCUGUCCUGUUUUACGACAAGGACGAUAAGCAGGACAUGCGGAUCCUGAACGAGUUGGAGAACAUAGACGACGACCUAGAAAAGGAAGGGAUCAUCAUUGUUCGCAUAGACAAUGAUGCCGAGGCCAAGGAAUACGGUAUUGAUCAUCUCCCAACCCUGGUGUAUUUCGAAGACAAAAUUCCGGCAAUAUACGAGGGCGAUCUACUGAACGAAGAUGAAGUCCUUGAAUGGCUGAUAGAACAGAAGAAUAGUGCUACUAUCGAGGAGGUCACGGACGAGAUACUGAUGGAUCUCAUAGAGGAUCAUGAAUACGUUGUGGUAUAUUUCAGUGGAAGUUGUGAUGAAGGAGAGAAAUGCGACAAUAUCCUCGAAGAUUUAGAAAAUAUUGACGACGAGCUGGAUGAAACGGGCAUUAUAUUCGUUACUACCGAAGACACCACCACAGCAAAGAAGUAUGGCAUCAGGCAUUUCCCAAGUCUCGCGUUUUUUCGAAACAAGGAACCGUUGAUUUAUACUGGCGAUCUCGAUGACGAGGAUGAAGUAUUGUCUUGGAUUACCGAUGAGGACACUUUGGAGAUACCAGGAAAAAUCGAAGAAGUCAAUACUAGAAUGUUGGAGAACAUUCUCGACGAAAACGAUUAUGUCGUCGUCUUUUUCUAUAAAGAAGGCGAUAAAAAGAGCCAAAAGAUCCUCCAGGAGCUUGAAAACAUUGACGACGAAUGUGAAGAAAAGGAGAUCGACUUUGUAAAGAUUUCCGACGAGGGAAUCGAAAAGGAAUACGAUCUUCCAGGAUUACCGGCGUUGGCAUUUUAUAGACACAAAUUCCGGCAGAUCUAUUCAGGCGACAUGAUGCACGAGGAAGAAAUUUUGGAAUGGGUCCUCGAACUUCGCACAACAACGCCAGAUGUUAUCGAAAGCGUCGAUAGAAAAACAUUACAAGUACUUAUCAACGAUGUUGAGCAUCUCGCCGUGUUCUUUUACGAUGACAAAUGUGAAACCUGCGCGGAUAUUCUCGAGGAAUUAGAAACGAUUGACGAUGAUACCGACAAACACGGUAUUCAAUUCGUCAAAUCAAACGAUGCUAAACUGGCGGCUGAAAUCGGUGUUUUCUCCUUCCCGGCUCUCGUUUAUUAUGAGACCGGAGUCCCCAUCAUGUACGACGGUAAUCUUCUCGACGAAACUGAAGUACUCGAAUGGAUGGUGAAACAAAAAACUGAUGAGAGCAUUGAAGAAAUCGACCGUGAGACUCUCAUCAAAUACAUCGAGACGAAAGAAUUUCUCGCUGUUAUAUUCUACAAAGAGGAGGAUCCGGAGAGUCCGAGGAUCCUUAGGCAUAUCGAACUGAUUGACGACGAAGCUGCGGAAUACGGAAUAAAAAUCGUCAGGAUGAAGGAUCGGCUAGUGGCGAAGAAAUAUGGUUUUCGAAAUCCACCAGGCAUCACUUACUUUCGCAAGGGUAAAAACAUUAAUUAUGAUGGUGACAUUGACGACGAGGAGGAGAUCCUUGACUGGUUGACCAAUCCGGAGAAUAUGGAACUCACCGAUCACAUAGAACGUAUCAACAAGAAGAUGUUUCAGAAAGUGCGACAAACGACCGAUUAUCUAGCCGUAUUUUUUUACAGCAACGACUGCAAACAGUGCGGCCGAGUAUUGGCGGAAAUCGAACACAUCGAUGAUGAAGCCGACAGCGCCGGUAUUAAAUUCGUUAAAAUCGAUGAUAAACAAUUAUCUAAACAAUAUGGUGUUUUCGCAUUACCUGCUAUACUGUUCUUCAAGAUGGGAUCGAAGGAACCAGUUAUAUACGCAGGUGAUCUAUAUGACGAAGAGCAAAUUUUACAAUGGUUGAUGACACAAAAGGAUCCAUCGGGUGAAAUAAUCGAGGCUCUGGAAGGCGAAGAUCUUUUAAAUUUGAUACGAGAAUCGGAAUCUUUGGCCGUAUACUUCUGGAACAGAACGCUUUGCGACAUGUGCCAAUCAAAAACGUACCGCAAGCAGAUGCGCCACAAGGAACACAGGAUUGCGGAACAUGCAGAGGCAGCCGAACACCUCGAUGAUCCCGAUGACUGUGCACAAUGCGUGGGGAUACUUGAGGAAUUGGAGAACAUUGACGACGAUUGCGACAGACAUGGCAUUACAUUUGUGAAAACACAAGAUUUCAAAGUUGCUGAAGAUUAUGGAGUGACUGAUUUACCAGUAUUAGUCUAUUUCGAGCAUCAAGUACCGAAUGUGUUCGCAGGUGAUCUCUCUGUGGAAGAAGAGGUAUUACAAUGGCUGAUUACUCAAAGAACAGAAGAUCGAAUCGAACUGAUCACACGAGUGAUGCUAGAAACGUCUGUCGAGGAGACUCAAUAUUUAGCAGUUUAUUUCACCAAGCUGAAUUGUAACAUAUGUGACGAGAUUCUGGAGGGUUUGGAAAAAAUCGAUGACGAAUGCGACGUAUUUGGAAUUCAUAUGGUGAAAAUUCAGGAUACACAGUUGGCGAAGCGAUAUUCGAUCAAGACGUUCCCAGCUCUCGUUUAUUUUCGAAAUGGCAAUCCUCUUCUCUUUGAAGGAGAUCUCCAAAACGAAGAAUCCGUCCUCGAAUGGCUGAUCGAUGAUGACAAUCGAGAAUUAGCUGAUGAAAUAGAGUCCGUCAACGAUAGAAUGCUAGAGAGGCUCCUCGAUGAAUCUCCUUUCCUAGCCGUUUUCUUUUAUGACGAAGAUUGUCCAGAAUGUGACGAUAUUAUGGAAGCACUAGAGAAAAUUGACGGCGAAGCCGAUCUUUUCGGAAUCGACUUCGUUAAGAUCUCCAGUUCGGAAGCUGCUGAAAAAUAUGGCAUUCUCAAUGUUCCAUCCCUCGUGUACUUCCGAAAGAAAACGCCACUCAUAUAUGAUGGAGAUCUUACACAAGAAGACAAAAUCCUACAAUGGCUCACUUCUCAAGAUGUGUUUGAGAUUAAGAAUGAGAUUGAGGAAGUUAACAGGAAGAUGCUAGACAAAUUGUUGGACGAGAAUGAGUUUCUCGCAGUCUUCUUUUAUGAACAUGAUAGUCUUGAAAGUGAAGAGGCAAACGAAAAAUUGGAAGAAAUCGACGAUGAAACCGAUAAUCUGGAUAUUACAUUCGUCAAGAUGGCAGAUCCUAGAUACGCUAGGAAAUGGGGAGUUACUAAGCUUCCCGCGAUUGUUUAUUUCCGCAAACGAUUCCCAAGUAUCUACAGAGGUGAUUUGCACAAAGAACAGGACGUUCUCGAGUGGUUGCGCAAGAAUAGAUAUCGACAGCCGGAACUGAACAUCUAUAUGUACAUGCUGAUUGCCAUUACCAUUCUCUUCCUUAUGUACACCGGUUUCUUAUUGUCGUGUUUCCGCUCUGAGCCGACCGCGCCCGUUGUACAUCCCAAGCAGGCGUGAACGCGCGAAAAUAUGCAAGUGACAAAUAAAUAAAGUAAAAGACAGGACUCGUGAACACUCGCGCCUGUGUGUGCCCGGUACUCUCAAUAUUCUCUCUGAUUCCCGAUGCACGAUGCGUGGAUAGGUUCGUCCGGAACGAACAAGCUAACAGCGCUUUAAGUGACAAGUAACGAUGACCGUUAAAGCGGAAAUGGAAGCUAAUGAUUUACCUGCGAGCGUGUUUGGACCGCUGUCAAACGUUAAAUAAUAUUGCGUGAAAGAGAGGGAGAGAAUGUGUCUAUUGAAUUUCGUACUCUCUAAAUUCUUUGGAGUGAAAUCUUAUUCUAAAGAGUGGAAAGAGUGGAAGAGUGGUAAGUCAAGCUUUUGUAAAUCUUGAAAAAAAGUGACUCAAUUUUCUAUCUUUAAGAGUGAGAUUUUACACUCUAGAGGGACAAUUUAUUCUAAAGAUUUUAGGCUGGCAUUCAUAGUCAGUUUUCAUAUUCAAAACCAUCUUAAGUUCUGUCGUGAGGUGUCACGAAUCAAUUAGAAGGUCGCAUUAGCAUCUUAUAUAAGACAUUUACUUAAGACGGUCUUGAAGUAAGAACCGACUAUGAAUUCCGACCUUAGAGAGUAGUAUUUUGAACCGAAAAGUACUCGCGCGAAUGUAGCGCGAACUACAAGUUUCGGAUAAAAUACAAGUUCAGUCAAGUAGAAAGAUAAUUUUAAUAAAUUGAUAUCGAUACUAUUACAUUCUUUAUCUCACAAAA